Molecule: messenger RNA, 535 nt
Organism: Eruca vesicaria subsp. sativa (arugula)
Lineage: Eukaryota; Viridiplantae; Streptophyta; Magnoliopsida; Brassicales; Brassicaceae
Source: the annotation of a GenBank genome assembly
AAAAAAACGUGGAAUAUAAAAAUGGGCAAUAAAAACCAAAAACCAGUUAUCUAAUUCUGUCUACGUUAAGAAUUGCCGUAGUACGAAUCAAAGAGAAAGCGUGCGCGUAAAGUCAUUGAUUGUUUGAUGGAACAACCGAGUCACGAUAUCUCUCAAGAACAAGCUCGCGAGUCUCUCAUCGCCAUCUCCUACACUUCACCGGAGGAGGUUGAAGAGUCUCUAACGUCCUCAGAUGUGAGACCUGUCGUCAGCACUAUAACAAACGGAGUCGUCACUAAAAGAAACUCUGAAGAUGCGGAAAAGCUCAGGUCAGAGUUGAUUUCCAUCUCCUACGACGAGUCACCUUCACCUUCUCCUUCACCGGCUGUAGCUGUCUGAUAGGAGUAAUUGUACAGAUCAAAGUCUUUUCCUUUCAUGCAUACCGACUUGGGUUUUGUUUGAAAGUUAGACCCUUGUGAUAUGUUAAUGUUUUUUCUCUUCUCAACAAUAUGAUUGAAAAUCAAUUAAAGUUUUCUUUGUGUUAUUUAAAAGUUAA